AUGACGCUCAACAGUGUAAUACAAAGGAUGGGUAACAAAAACAAUGUGAGAGGGAAAGCUGGUAUCAGGGGUGGUGUUCAAGAGACAGCUGGUAUCAGGGGUGGUGUUCAAGAGACAGCUGAUAUCAGGGGUGGUGUUCAAGAGACAGCUGAUAUCAAGGGUGGUGUUCAAGAGACAGCUGGUAUCAGGGGUGGUGUUCAAGAGACAGCUGAUAUCAGGGGUGGUGUUCAAGAGACAGCUGAUAUCAGGGGUGGUGUUCAAGAGACAGCUGGUAUCAGGACAGCUGGUCAAGAGACAGCUGGUAUCAAGGGUGGUGUUCAAGAGACAGCUGGUAUCAGGGGUGGUGUUCAAGAGACAGCUGAUAUCAAGGGUGGUGUUCAAGAGACAGCUGGUAUCAGGGGUGGUGUUCAAGAGACAGCUGGUAUCAGGGGUGGUGUUCAAGAGACAGCUGAUAUCAGGGGUGGUGUUCAAGAGACAGCUGAUAUCAGGGGUGGUGUUCAAGAGACAGCUGAUAUCAGGGGUGGUGUUCAAGAGACAGCUGGUAUCAAGGGUGGUGUUCGAAGUACAGUUGGGUUCAGGGGUAGUGCUCAAGGGACAGCUGGUUUCAGGGCGCCAUAA
Homarus americanus (American lobster) is the source of this 618-nucleotide messenger RNA. Its product is annotated as keratin-associated protein 5-4-like. The record is from RefSeq and is a predicted model, not a curated record. The coding region runs from base 1 to 618 and encodes 205 amino acids. Lineage: Eukaryota; Metazoa; Arthropoda; Malacostraca; Decapoda; Nephropidae. The transcript is spliced from 3 exons.